Molecule: messenger RNA, 783 nt
Organism: Oryza sativa Japonica Group (Japanese rice)
Lineage: Eukaryota; Viridiplantae; Streptophyta; Magnoliopsida; Poales; Poaceae
Product: bet1-like protein At4g14600
Source: RefSeq, a predicted model, not a curated record
UAAUUAUUCAUUUUGAAGCCUUCCUUCUAGUGUCUUCCCCUCCCCUUCCCGUCCUCUCCUCUCCUCCAUCCUCCCCUCCGGCCUCCACCCGCCGUCGUCCGUCGCCGUUGCGCGCGCGCCACCCCCUCCCUCCUUCCCGUGCGCCGCCGCCUCGUCGUUCCAUCUAAGUCGCGAGGGAACGAGCUGAACCCCAUCUGCGCUGGUAAGCGCGAUGGCGAACCCGCUGCACGGCUCGGGUCCGCUUCGAUCCAGGAAUGCGUCGAGCUCGGACGAGAUCCAGCUGCGGAUCGAUCCGGUGCACGGCGAUCUUGAUGAGGAGAUCGAUGGGCUGCACUCGAGGGUUCGCCUACUGAAAGGCGUGGCCCAGGAGAUAAAUGCUGAAGCCAAGUUCCAGAAUGAUUUCCUCAGCCAACUGCAAAUGACCCUCAUAAAAGCUCAGGCUGGAGUGAAGCAUAACAUGCGAAGGAUGAACAAGAGCAUCAUCCAACAGGGCUCGAAUCAUGUUGUGCACGUGGUCCUUUUUGCUCUGUUUUGCUUCUUCGUUGUCUAUCUCUUGUCAAAGUUCUCUAGAAGAUAAUAACACUGUUAGACAUAUGGCUAUAAGAUAGUUGAGUUCUGUCAACCUAGUGACCAUGAGGGUAUACCAUUGGUUUUAACUUGUAUACUACAUAUGGACACAUCUCUGAAGUUUAUGUAAUGGCUUCUGUGAUAUGGAUAUAAUAUAUCCUGACAUAGGUAUGUUACUCUAUGGAUUAAUGCAUACAAGCUAUACUCUUAAUUCCA